UGUCCGAUCAGUAGAAAGCAAAUCACAAUGGCAGAAGUCGCCCCAGCACCUCCUCCCGCUAAAGCCAUGAAGAAGAAGGCUGUUAGGCCAAAGCAAACAGGACCAAGUGUCGGCGAACUGAUCGUGAAAUCUAUUUCUGCAUCCAAGGAGAGGAAAGGAGUUUCUCUUGCAGCUCUGAAAAAGGAUCUGGCUGCCGGCGGAUACGACGUAGAAAAGAAAAAUGCUCGUGUCAAGUUGGCCAUCAAGAGUCUAGUUGCUAAGGGAACACUGGUUCAACUUAAAGGCACUGGUGCGACUGGCUCCUUCAAGCUGAACAAGACACAAGCCGAGGCACAGAAGAAGACUGUGAAGAAAGCCGCUCCUAAAGCGAAGAAACCUGCAGCAAAGAAGCCUGCUGCAGCAAAGAAACCCGCUGCAGCAAAGAAACCCAAGAAGGUAGCGGUGGCUAAAAAGCCAGCGGUGGCUAAGAAGUCUCCGAAGAAAGCCAAGAAGCCAGCCACCCUUAAGAAGGCCACAAAGAGUCCCAAGAAGGCUACAAAACCCGCAGCUCCCAAGAAGGCAGCCAAGAGCCCGAAGAAGGCCAAGGCUGCUAAGCCCAAAGCAGUAGCGAAGCCUGAGGCGGCUAAACCUAAGAGGGCUGCCCCUAAGCAGAGUUUAUGAUGAG
Messenger RNA from Clupea harengus (Atlantic herring), 664 nucleotides. Its product is annotated as histone H1-like. The transcript has 2 exons. Bases 28 to 660 code for a protein of 210 amino acids. Lineage: Eukaryota; Metazoa; Chordata; Actinopteri; Clupeiformes; Clupeidae. The record is from RefSeq and is a predicted model, not a curated record.